AUGGAAUCCUGGGGAGUUGAAGUUAAAGCAGGGAACACUUACACAGCGCCCGUUCUUGAAGACGAACUUAUCCACAUUUCUCGGGCUGUGUCUAAAUCAGAUGAUAAUGACGGAUCUCACUUCGAGAAGGAGAAAGUAGUGAGUUCUUUCAGCCGAAGGAUAUCUGUGGGGAAGAAGAAGAGGAAGAAUGAACGUGGUGGUGAUUACUUCACCUGUCUCUGUUUCUUAGAGAAGGCAGGUGAAGGAGAAUCACCACCACGUUCAUUCUUCCUCUUCUUCUUCCCCACAGAUAUCCUUCCUUCAUCAGUUUAA
Messenger RNA from Arabis nemorensis, 312 nucleotides. The record is from the annotation of a GenBank genome assembly. Lineage: Eukaryota; Viridiplantae; Streptophyta; Magnoliopsida; Brassicales; Brassicaceae.